Molecule: messenger RNA, 528 nt
Organism: Saccostrea cuccullata (small rock oyster)
Lineage: Eukaryota; Metazoa; Mollusca; Bivalvia; Ostreida; Ostreidae
Exons: 2
Coding region: 1-528 (175 amino acids)
Source: RefSeq, a predicted model, not a curated record
AUGGAACUGACAAUGAUGCUGUCUAAAGUGGAGGUUAAUAUAAACUGUGAACAUUCAGUCAGGUUCAGUAGAGGGGAAAUUAACAAUGACAUCCUCCAGUCUACAAUUGGAAAAACUUUGGAUUUAUGUGACAUCAACUCACACAGCAGACGUCUGUUGAGACACAUCACAGUGACAGGUGAUAUUAUCCAUGAGUAUGAGUACCAGGAGGACGGUCACUCCAGACUGUUUACAUUGCCAGGCACAGUCACACAGAACAGUAACCGUGAUAUCUGUGUUGUGAACCGUACAAGUUUCACUACAGGUCAAAUAGUCAUUCUGUCGCUAUCUGAAAUCAGUCUAUCAUGGACAAAAUCUGACAGAGGACUUUAUAAAGCAACUGAUGUAGUAUGUGACUCCCUCUGUAACAUCCUUGUUACUGACAAAAACAACAAACAGAUCCAUCUGCUGAGUUCUGACAGGGAGUUCCUGAAGCUCUUACUGACAGACAAUGAAGUGAACCGUCCAGUCAGAUUUGUUUUGUUUUAG